Pieris napi is the source of this 709-nucleotide messenger RNA. Its product is annotated as extensin-like. Bases 31 to 672 code for a protein of 213 amino acids. The record is from RefSeq and is a predicted model, not a curated record. NCBI's taxonomy places the organism in Eukaryota, Metazoa, Arthropoda, Insecta, Lepidoptera, Pieridae. The transcript has a single exon.
CAUUCGAUAACCAGCAUCAUACCAAUCAAAAUGAAGUGCGUGAUCGUGUUGUGUUUGAUCGGGAGUUCUUUGGCUGAGCUGCCUCGUUUUACGCCAGCGAGGUUCAGGUUCCAGCGCCAAGAAUUAGCUCCGACGACAACGGAAACACCCACGGAAUCCACGACAGACGUGACCGCACCCUACCCACCAUCUGGUUGGAGACCAUCGGGAGAACCUUUCACGCUUCCAGAUCAGACCGAUGCCACUCCCACUGAUUCAUACGGCCCUCCUGCUCCAUAUCCACCUUCAGGAUGGAAGCCAGCGGGACAGGCUUUCACACUACCUCAAGAGCAGACUACAAGUACACCUGACAGCACUUACGGGCCGCCCGAUGCACCCUAUCCACCAUCAGGGUGGAAACCAUCAGGAGAACCCUUCGCUCUGCCUCAAGAAACCACACCUGACAACACUUACGGCCCACCGGAUAAUACUUAUGGCCCUCCUGAAGCCAAUACCGAAAAGUUGGACGGACCAGUAGAAGUGCAACGAAGUAUUGGUACGUACUACGUAUUGCUUCCGAACGGUCAACUGCAGCGAGUGGAAUUUCUGACAGAGAACGACAUUCAGAAUAUGAAAUACACGGCAAGGUUGGAACUGCGUGAUCGUGCACCGCUUUACGUCUUUGGACCUUAAAUUAACAAAAAUACCAAUAAAUAAUUGUUAAGUAAAA